Molecule: messenger RNA, 1005 nt
Organism: Parastagonospora nodorum SN15
Lineage: Eukaryota; Fungi; Ascomycota; Dothideomycetes; Pleosporales; Phaeosphaeriaceae
Exons: 2
Coding region: 1-1005 (334 amino acids)
Source: RefSeq, a predicted model, not a curated record
AUGUCGUUGACAAAGGCUCAGCUUCGAAAACAGACGCUGUACAAUGUGCACAAAGCCGCAGAAGACAUGGGUAAUGCGCGCCUAUCUGGCGUUUCUUUGCCGCACUCUUUGAGACUUUCAACAUUCGGAACAUUCGCACAAAAGUCCUUACACAUGCAAAUUUCGCACACACUUAAGACUACAAAAACUAUGUGCGAAGACACCCAUCCACUUCCUCAAUCUGAAGAAAUGCUUAGCACACGAUGCUACGCACCACUUACGCUAUCUGGUCCAAAGGCUAUCCCCAAGCACUGGGAUACUAUUUUCUCAGAAGAACAACUUAGCUUGGCUGCUAAGCUUCCAGUAAACAUCAUCACAUUGAGUACCGAAGAAUGCUCGAGACUUCUUUCUGGUCCCAAGAUUAGCAUUGUAGCAGACAGCAACGUUGUCGUUCGUGACAACGUCCCGCAGGUAGCACUGAUGGCCUCGUCUACCAAGCUGAUCGACUUAAUGCAGACCAAAGAGUCCGUCACGCAAUAUCGCGUAUUUGGAAACGUGGACGUCGAGAGUAUAGAACGUCUCCUGGACAUCUUUACCACGAAACCCGGUCUCGAAGCCAAAGAAGUAAGACUCACCGGCACAAACUUUCUCCAGGACGUACUCCUGUACCAAGCCUGUCUUUCCCUGGGAAUCUAUUACGUUUACACCAAGCCCCUUCUUGACGCCCUCCGACGCGAGAUCAGUGCACGGUUGAUCACCGAGGAGGAACGGAAUGCUAUUGUCAAUCGUACUCAUCUUACUGAUCCGCUUUUCAAACAUAUUGCUAACGACUUGUGUCAUCGCCGGAUCAAGAAGGAAUUCCUCGACAUUAAAGCAUUCGAAAAGUGGCUCGGCCACGCUAAAAAGAAGACUCUACAGUCUGCUAUGACUAGCAUUGAUCAGGAGCACGAGAAGAGGAGAGAGGUGUUUAGAUUAGGGAAGAAGGAAGAAUUGGGCAAGACCAUGACUCUCUCAACUUCGCGAUAA